Prorocentrum cordatum is the source of this 2724-nucleotide messenger RNA. Lineage: Eukaryota; Dinophyceae; Prorocentrales; Prorocentraceae. The record is from the annotation of a GenBank genome assembly.
AUGCUCCUUGUUACGCUGGCCGCUGACCCCUUCUGGCGCGCAGUCCAAUCCGAUACUGUACUUCACUAUGUGGCAUCCGAUACUGAUCGUUCUUUUGAGCCGUCGUGGGAUCGCAUUUGCAUUCGUGCUUUUUGGCUCGAUUUCGCUGUCAUGCUGGCCGCGCCGGGCCGUGUUUGCUGGCGUUCUGCAGUCUGGUGCUGCGGCGCCCCGUCGUGGAGGGCCUCGUUGGCCGUGCCCCGCCGGGUCUGGACCUCGCCCCGGCCGCUCCAGCGCGCCAUGACCGACCAGGGGGCCCCGUGCGGGAGAACCGUCGCGGGAGAGGCUUUCGCUGCAGCCGGGUGCCAAAAACCAUCCGAUGUGUUGUCUCGCGUGCUACAGGCCCCGGGCCGCUCGAUCGUUUUGCCGGUUCUCCACGCGGAUGUUGUCGUGUCUCCUGCUCACUCGUUGCAUACGUAUUUGCAGCAGCUGCGGGCGGUGAUCCGCACUGUCGAAGUGGCCAAGCCACAGGCACAAGGUGCUAUGCGGGCGUUCUACGUUCUGCCUGAGACAGCACCGGUCCCCGCCUUGAAAAUGGCUCUUGGUCUCGGUGGCCGUGUGUUGGAGGUUCCAGAUGCGGUUGAGGAGCGAUGUCGCGCGCUUCCCCGAAGCGUAGCUGGCGGCAACAUCAAGGAAUGGUACUUACAGUCGCGGCGGAGCUACCAGGAGUUGGUCCGCCUCGGUUUGGCUCCCAGGUUCUACGGUUUGGUGAUAUACGUGGUGAAGGCCUUGCCUCAGACUGUUCACAGACUGUACCAGGGCACGGCGGCCCCGCUGACGGUGCAUUCUUCCGCUGUUCCUGCAGGAUACUACGACUUCCCGAGCUUCGUCGCGGCGUACUUUCAGUUGGAUAUCGGCUCCGCCAUGGACGCGAUGUUCCCGCCUCCCGCUGCUGAAGCGGCGGUGCACUCCCAGGCCGCCCAUUAUUGGGCCGUCUGGUGUCAGUACUCGUUUUACGGAGACAGCAUUGUGACAGUGCUGGGGGUGCAGGACGUCAACGGGACACCCGUGGCGCCCCUGCCGUGGUUGCUGGACUCUCCAUGGGCCAGGGAGCACUGCCGUCAGGAGGAGUGGAUCUCCGCGCCGGAGCUCGGGUGGAUCUUCCUGACGUUGCUGAUGCGCGUCAUUUUCCUGGCGAGCGUCGUUCACGAGGAGUUCCUCUUGGGGGACGUGCACGGCGGAAAUCUUUGCGUCACCGUCCACAGUGAGGCCCGCCUGACGGAGUUGAAGCCCGUUUGGAUCGACUUCGGCGGGUCCCUGCUGUACGCCGAGGUUGCGACGCUCCAGCUGGCAUGGCGGGCCUUCGACUUGGGCGCCCGGGUCGACGCGGGUUUCGGCAUCAGCGGCGCGCAGGGCUCCAGCAGCGUUCCGGGGCCUUUCCAGGGCCAGGAGCUCGCGCACAUGCAGGGAGUCUUGCAGGACCUUCUCGAUGAUAUGAGUGCGGAAGGCCGGUUGAGCGGAAGUGUGUCUGUGGAGAACGUGGCGGCGGAGUCUGCCAUCCGCGCCAGGCACUUGCAGUUUUGCUAUUACUUCCUGGGAGAAUUCUUCGACAGACUGCAGGCGUCCGGGCCGACUGCCGGGUCGUCGACGUCAGGCGGGGGCUUCGAUUCCCCCCAUGGCAUGUGGAAUUUCCGCCAUGCGGAGGCCGUGCUGUGCGACAUCAUGUCGGAGCCGCGCGCCAGGGCCUUCAUGAGGGUUGCCCGUCCUCGGCCUGCGCCGGCGGCCGCCAGUUUCCGGGGGCUCGUGGGUCUCGCGCGGGCCCCCGUUGACAGCAGGAAGCGCACUUGUGCCUCGAGCGGCCCGGCCCAGAGUCGUGUCCGGGCUGCUGCGGGCGCCUCUGCCGUCGACCGACGGCCCGUCGAGGCACAGGCAGAUGGCAAUGCCACGAUUGCAUUCGAGUUCCUCCGGCGCGGUGCAGGCGCGAGCGCAGCUGGGAUCGCCGGGCAGUUUGCAGAGGGCGAGGUACCCGGGAAGGAUGACGUCAUCCGCGCGCUCCUACUCUUGGGCACUCCGCCCGGAGAGCUCAUCGGCGCCCGGGGUGGAACUCUCCGGGAGCUGCAGGGCCUCCUCGCAGAGCGAGCCGCCGAGUGGCACGAGGCGUGCAGACAGGCCCCGUCCUUGUUUGGUCGUUGGCGCAGCCUCCCCUCGCCCAGGACUCACCCUGGAGAUUGGGAGAACGACCUCUUCGGUCCUGGGGGCAAUUCAACUGCUGUGUCGUGGCGCGACCCUGCUGGGGGGCAGACGGCCCCCCCUUCCAAGGAUGACUUCAGGCGAAUCCUCGUGCGCGCUGGCGUGCACGGCUGUUGCGCGGCUGCGAUGGCGAGCGUGUCGGGCCGGGUCGCCCUGCGACGGGCCUUGAUGCUGGCCGCUGUGCUGAGCUGUGUGGACGCACUCGGUUGCCGUAUCUUGCUGUUCCACAUCGCCGCAGUCCUGCUGUUGCCGUGGGAGCGCUUCCACGGCGGCGACUACUGGGACGUGGUGGAGAACGUGCUGGUCGACCGUCGUCGACCAGACCGGGGCAGGCAGCCGCAGCAUCAGGCGCCCCGGACUCUCACCAUCCGCGUGGCCCAGUGGCUCCACCACAGCCACGUGCACGCAGGUCACGCGCCUCGCGUCGCGUGGGAGGACCUCCGCCGCAGCAUGCUCAAGUAUCAACAGAAAGGUAAAGUGAAGGCUUCCCGCCGCUAG